AUGAGCUUAACCAGGACCUUGGGACGCCCGCUACUCGUUAACGGGUCCUUGGUAAGGCCCCUGUUGUGUCGAGUUCCGGCCUUGGCGUUAGGCACCAGAAGAGCACUUUUACAAACUAAGCUUUAUUCCACAAGAGGUUCUGAUGCGGACACGCCAUCUGACAAGUCAGAAACAGGGCCUCUUCAUUCUGGAGCCAUUGGAGCUUCUAGUGAAGUGUCAGGAAAACAGCCAGUGUCGCAUGCACUUUUGGCUCAUAAAGAGCAACUUGCUAACAAAGAUUUAAAUGAUUCAUCUGCCCAGGCUGAUUUUUACAAGCUUCUUUUGAACUCGGACUACCCUCAGUACGUGGUUUCAAGAUUUGAGACCCCCGGUAUCGCGUCGUCACAUGAAUGUAUGUCAUUGUACAUGGAAGCGCUGCAGAAAACCGGAAGACACGCCGACGCAGAUCUUGUAAAACAGUCCCUAUCAGGUGGUACCGCUGUUAACGCUCAAGCUGCUGAGGUGGGUCAGAAGCUCAACCCCGCGGGCUCAUCAGGCGCUGUCGGCUAUAAUCCCUUUAUGGGUUCUCGCAAGGAACCCUUGCAUGUGGUAGUUACUGAAUCAACAUUCACCAUUGUGUCCAGAUGGGUUAAAUGGCUAGUGGUAUUUGGCUUAUUAACCUACGGUGCCUCUGAAGGCUUGAAAUAUAUCACAGAGAACACCACGCUUUUGAAAUCAUCAGAAGUUGCAGAUAAAUCUGUAGAUGUUGCGAAAACUAAUGUUAAGUUUGAUGACGUUCGAGGAUGCGAAGAAGCCCGUGCCGAGUUGGAAGAAAUCGUUGAUUUUUUGAAGGAUCCAACUAAAUACGAGUCUUUAGGCGGUAAACUGCCUAAAGGUGUUCUGCUAACCGGUCCUCCAGGUACGGGUAAGACCUUAUUGGCCAGAGCAACUGCAGGUGAGGCCGGUGUUGACUUUUUCUUCAUGUCAGGUUCUGAAUUUGACGAAGUUUACGUUGGGGUUGGGGCGAAAAGAAUCCGUGAUUUAUUUUCCCAAGCAAGAACCCGUGCGCCGGCUAUUAUUUUCAUCGAUGAGCUAGAUGCUAUUGGUGGAAAACGUAAUCCUAAGGAUCAAGCUUAUGCCAAACAGACUCUGAAUCAACUUCUGGUGGAAUUGGACGGGUUUUCACAAAGCAGCGGGAUCAUUAUUAUUGGUGCCACAAAUUUCCCAGAAUCUUUGGACAAAGCCCUAACAAGACCGGGCAGAUUUGACAAAGUGGUUAAUGUUGACUUACCAGAUGUUAGGGGUCGUGCUGAUAUUUUGAAGCACCACAUGAAGAAGGUGACAUUGGCAUCUGAUGUAGAUCCUACGAUCAUUGCUAGAGGUACACCAGGGCUCUCCGGAGCGGAAUUGAUGAAUUUGGUAAAUCAGGCUGCCGUAUAUGCCUGCCAACGGAAUGCGAUCGCUGUUGACAUGAACCAUUUUGAAUGGGCCAAGGAUAAGAUUCUUAUGGGUGCCGAAAGGAAAACCAUGGUUCUUACCGAGGCUUCAAGAAAGGCAACUGCAUUUCAUGAGGCAGGACAUGCAAUAAUGGCAAUGUACACGCCCGGCGCAACACCACUUUAUAAGGCUACCAUUUUGCCAAGAGGCAGAGCCUUAGGUAUAACGUUUCAGCUACCAGAAAUGGAUAAGGUUGAUAUUACACGAAGAGAGUGCUUGGCACGUCUAGAUGUUUGCAUGGGGGGUAAAAUUGCAGAAGAGAUAAUAUAUGGUAGGGAAAACACCACCAGCGGUUGCGGAUCCGAUUUACAAAGUGCCACCAACACAGCUAGAGCUAUGAUCACUCAGUAUGGUAUGAGCGAGAAAGUCGGCCCUGUGAACCUUGCUGACAAGUGGGACAGCUGGUCUGGCAAGAUUCGGGACAUUGCGGACAACGAAGUCAUCGAGGUCUUAAAGAGUUCCGAGGAAAGGACAAGAAAAAUGCUCAACGAGAAGCACAAGGAGUUAGAGCGUCUUGCUAAGGGUUUAAUGGAGUACGAAACUCUAGAUUCACGUGAAAUUAAACUCGUCUGUCAAGGGGAGUCACUUUCUAAGGCCAAGAUGAUGACUAAUAAGGUCAUAGAAGGACCAGAUAGCGAUGAUAGAAAGGAGAGAGGCGACAAAUCGAAGAUUCCAGUUUUAAUAAAGGCAUGA
This is a messenger RNA of Lachancea dasiensis, 2169 nucleotides long. NCBI's taxonomy places the organism in Eukaryota, Fungi, Ascomycota, Saccharomycetes, Saccharomycetales, Saccharomycetaceae. The record is from the annotation of a GenBank genome assembly.